Nelumbo nucifera (sacred lotus) is the source of this 1122-nucleotide messenger RNA. The record is from RefSeq and is a predicted model, not a curated record. Lineage: Eukaryota; Viridiplantae; Streptophyta; Magnoliopsida; Proteales; Nelumbonaceae.
AUGGCAGCAACCAAAUGGGUGUGUUCCUUGCUUUUCUUUGUUUAUCUGAGCUUGGGGCUCUGCUCCGCUCAUAGAAUUCUUAAAGAUUCAAUGGAUAGCGCAGAUAGUUCCAACCAUGCUGCAGAACCUGCCGUCUUGCCCGGGAAAGAUGAUGUCAUCUCAGGAGGUGCUGGCGAUGCUGUUGUCAACCAUGUGAAUGGAUGUGGUUCUGGUGGCCCCAGCUAUGGCUCCGGACGUGGCAGUGGCCCUGGCUAUGGAAGCGGUCAGGGCUCUGGUUUUGGUGGUUGCCGACCUUGCGAUUGCGGUACGGGAACCGGUGGCGGUGGCAGUGGCAGUGGCUCUGGCUCGGGCGGUGGAGUAGGGCCAGGUUUUGGAAGCGGCGGUGGAUCUGGCUUUGGUUCAGGAGGUGGCAUGGGGCCUGGUGGUUACGGAUGUGGCAGUGGUUCCGGCUAUGGGUCAGGAGGUGGCAUGGGAACGGGAUCUGGUACUGGUUACGGAAGUGGCAGUGGUUCGGGCUACGGGUCAGGAGGUGACAUGGGAAUGGGAUCUGGUUACGGAAGCGGCUCGGGCUCUGGCUAUGGUUCUGGAGGUAGCAUGGGGCCGGGUUAUGGUAGUGGCAGCGGUUCCGGAUGCGGUUCAGGAGGUGGUGUUAGUCCCGGUUUUGGGAGCGGUAGUGGCGCAGGCCAUGGUUUUGGAGGUGGUGGGCCUGGUGGCGGAUCUGGAUUCUGGUACGGAGGCGGUUGCAUGCCUCGUUGGGUUUUCGAUCCGCCUUCUUAUGCCCUCCAACCCGGCAACGGCUGGAUGUGCGGCGGGAGAAUGCAUCCGGAGGGUGGAUUUCAGACACUUGGGUGCGAGAAACAAAUGGACGGUCAACUUGGAAACCAGCAAGAGGCGAUGGCUCCACGCGGGCAAAAUGAAAUCAGCGGCAUGCCGUCUGAUGAGAAUGAGGUGAGCGGUGGGGCCAUCUCUCCAGUUGGAUCUGGGGCUUUUGAUGGAAUCGGCGAGAUGCUGUCUAGGGUCCCACCAAGCAAGCCUCCUAGCGAAACCAAGGAUGAACUGAUCCAUCCUCCAGCAGCUUUCUUUCGUGGGUCAGUGGAAGGCGAGGAUGGUAUUAUGCCAUGA